Acanthosepion pharaonis is the source of this 699-nucleotide messenger RNA. The record is from the annotation of a GenBank genome assembly. Lineage: Eukaryota; Metazoa; Mollusca; Cephalopoda; Sepiida; Sepiidae.
AUGUCUAUAAAAGCAGCCGACAUUGAUUCAACUUCUUUUUUUAUUACUCCUCCCGCCUUUUUAUCUUUCGGAUAUCUCAGACCACAAACAUUUAAGUUCUAUUUCACGAUUUUGUUUACAGCAGCAGCCAAGGCCAGCAGACAUCAGCAGCAGCUAGAGCCAGCAGAGCAGUCCGGCCUAUCAGCCCAGACAUCAUCAGCAGCAGCAGCAGAGCCAGCCAGACAUCAGCAGCAGCCAAGGCCAGCAGACCGCAGCAGCAGCCAAGGCCAGCAGACAUCAGCAGCAGCUAGAGCCAGCAGAGCAGUCCGGCCUCCGCAGCAGCAGCAGCUAGAGCCAGCAGAGCAGUCCGGCCUCCUCAUCAGCAGCAGCCAAGGCCAGACAUCAGCAAGCAGUCCGGCCUCCACAUCAGCAGCAGCAGCAGCUAGAGCCAGCAGAGCAGUCGCCUCGGCCAGCAGCAGCAGCCAAGGCCAGACAUCAGCAGUAGCCAAGGCCAGCAGACAUCAGCAGCAGCAAGGCCAGCAGACAUCAGCAGCAGCUAGAGCCAGCAGAGCAGUCCGGCCUCCACAUCAGCAGCAGCAGCAGCUAGAGCCAGCAGAGCAGUCCGGCCUCCUCAUCAGCAGCAGCCAAGGCCAGACAUCAGCAGUAGCCAAGGCCAGCAGACAUCAGCAGCAGCCAAGGCCAGCAGACAUCAGCAGCUAG